AAAAACGUCCGUUCUCAAAAUCCGUCCGACUGCGGCACCAUCAGCAGCACGAAAAGUAACGUGUGCGCCACCAACCAAGAAAACUGACUGAAAACACAAGUUUAUCAGAAGCAUUGUCACUGAAAUUAAAGCAGCAUGUCAGAGGCUUUAGUCGGGCGAAUAAAGGAGCUGGAGGCAGAGCUGCAGAAGCUCCAGUCCCAGCUGAAGGAGAGGAGUGAAGCUGGAGAAGACCUGGAGCUGAUGACAGACUGCAAACCUGAUUCUAACACAAGCAGCAGGGUGAGAAAGGGUAAGAAAGCCAGCAAAGAGCGUCCUUUUGACUUCUCAGCCCACCCUCGACGUCAUGUGGCUCUGCGGCUGGCUUACCUGGGCUGGUCCUACCAGGGGUUUGCAGUUCAGGAGAACACAGACAACACGGUGGAGGCCAGACUCUUUGAAGCUCUGCUGAAGACGAGGCUGAUUCAGGACCGACAGAGCUCCAACUACCACCGCUGUGGUCGCACUGAUAAAGGAGUCAGUGCCUUUUCCCAAGUCAUAACCAUCGAUCUGCGCUCCACACAGUUUUGUGGAGGACUGGGCAUCACAGUCCCUGAACACGUUGAUGUUACUGCCAAGAAUAAAGCUACUAGCUCUGAGCUUCCUUAUGUAAAGAUGAUGAACAGAGUCCUGCCCCAGGACAUCAGGAUCCUGGACUGGGCCCCAGCAGCAGAGGGCUUCAGCGCACGCUUUGACUGUCAGUCCCGAACGUACCGGUACUACUUCCCCCGCGGAUCCUUGGAUGUGAUGUUGAUGGCAGAGGCUGCAAAAAGAUACGAGGGCACUCAUGACUUCCGCAACAUCUGCAAAAUGGACGUGGGCAACGGAGUCCUGCAGUUCCAGAGGACAAUCCUGUCAGCUUCAGUCAAGCCUGCGCAGCCUCAGCACGUCUCCAGCACGGACCAGUAUGACCUCUUCAUAUUUGAAAUCACAGGGCUGGCCUUCCUUUACCACCAGGUGAGAUGCAUGAUGGCUCUGCUUCUCCUGAUUGGGCAGAAACUGGAAGCCCCGGAAAUAAUUAAUCAGCUCCUGGAUGUUCAGAGUAACCCCAGGAAGCCCCAAUACAGCAUGGCAGUAGAUUACCCGCUAGUGCUGUACGACUGCCACUUUGAAGGUCUGAGCUGGAAACAGGAGAAUGAGGAGGUGAACCUCGCCCUGUCUGCACUGCAGCAACACUGGACCCAGAGCGCUGUCAAGGCCCACGUCCUCCAUGGGAUGAUCCAGGGUUUGGAGGCCAUAGGUGGAGUCUCCUCUAACCACUGCUGGCUGGUGGAAGGCACCCGGCAGAGGAACUACCGGCCUCUACUGGAGCGUCCGUGCUGCGAGAGCCUGGAGUCCAGGAUUAACCAUUUUGUGAAAAGAGGAAGGCUGGAGCGGGAGGAAGGAGAGAACGGAGGUGAAAUGAUCCACAGAGGGAAAAAGUCCAAACAUUCCCACAAUUCCCACAAUCUUCCCGUUUCUUCAGAGACGGCAUCAUCAAAACAAAGUGCAGAUCAAAAAGCAGAAGAUUAAUAUUUUCUCACAGGAGAAUGGACUCGCCAAAGUAUAUUUUGCAGUAUUUUUUGUUAAUGCAGAACAUUUUUAUUUUGAAGUUUAACAAAAAACAAUGGAUUUACCUUUUUUUAUUAUUUCAUAAAAAUUGUGUAUUCACAUUUUUAUUCAUGCAAAUCUUUGUUUUGCUGUGAAAUAAACAGUUUGGAGAAACUGGC
This is a messenger RNA of Centropristis striata (black sea bass), 1745 nucleotides long. It is a transcript of the gene pus3, whose product is annotated as pseudouridylate synthase 3. The transcript has 7 exons. Gene Ontology annotation, molecular function: RNA binding; pseudouridine synthase activity. NCBI's taxonomy places the organism in Eukaryota, Metazoa, Chordata, Actinopteri, Perciformes, Serranidae. Gene Ontology annotation, biological process: tRNA pseudouridine synthesis; mRNA pseudouridine synthesis. Gene Ontology annotation, cellular component: nucleus; cytoplasm. The coding region runs from base 136 to 1548 and encodes 470 amino acids. The record is from RefSeq and is a predicted model, not a curated record.